Messenger RNA from Cynoglossus semilaevis (tongue sole), 1236 nucleotides. RefSeq names its product endonuclease, polyU-specific C (gene endouc). Gene Ontology annotation, molecular function: RNA endonuclease activity. The transcript has 8 exons. The coding region runs from base 112 to 1053 and encodes 313 amino acids. Lineage: Eukaryota; Metazoa; Chordata; Actinopteri; Pleuronectiformes; Cynoglossidae. The record is from RefSeq and is a predicted model, not a curated record.
CACUAAAGAUGCGUUGAAUUUGGCGCAUGUGCAGUUAAUGGUCAGUGUAUCGUUCCAGCGUCUUGUGUGGACGGACAAAAGAAGUGUAUCCGAGUCCCGCCCGUGGUUAUAAUGGCUUUAAAGUGCUGUGGCGUAAUCCUGAUUCUAUCAUCUUUUCUCUUUGGGCUGAAAGCAUCAAGACCUGUCUUAAAUCAGGAACUGUCCACUCUUUUCAAUGAGCUGUGGACAUUGGAUGUAAACCGCAUGACCCCAGGCAUAGAUUACACAAUAUCAGUCCAGGGAAAAGCCAGUUUUGUCAGCCCGGGCAGCAAUGUUACACAGGACCACGCCGCACUGCCUCUGUUUUCUAAUGUCAAUGAGCUCAAACUACGGAACGUAACCACCAUCUCCAGGCUGAUCACACUCUUGGACAACUAUGAGCGGUCCAUAGGUGUGGCAGAACAAGUCACAGCAGAGGAGUUGACUGAGAUUAAUCUCUUCCUGGAUGCUGUCUUGAAGACUGAAGUCAUGAAGCGAGCUCACCGGUAUCUGGUGAGUAAACGACAGUCCAGCUCAAACCUGAGGGCCUUCAAGAAUCAGCUGCGUUUGAUCUGGUUCAACUUGUACCACAGACAAAGGAACAUAGGCCCAGACUCCUGUGGAUUUGAACAUGUCUUUGUUGGAGAAACAAAAUCUGGAACAGAACUUGUCGGUUUUCACAACUGGAUUCAGUUCUACCUGCAGGAAAAAAACACACAUCUGGAUUACAAGGGCUACAAAGCCAAAGCUCAUGACCUACCGGACCAGGACGACCAUGUCCUGAACCUCCAGUUCAGCUGGCACGGUGUGAUCAAGCCUGUCGCGAGUGCCUUCAUUGGCACCAGCCCUGAGUUUGAGAUGGCGGUAUUCACCAUUAUCUUCCUGAUGAACACAGAGAGGAGUACCACGGUGUUGGUCAACAUCGACCAGUGUCAGAUAGAGCUGGUGGUCAUCAGACAUGGACGCUCUCUUGGCACCGCGUAUCCCAAACUCAUGAGCAGCAACAGCAGACAUUUGACACAGCACUCACAUUGAAGUGACGUCUGAUUCACGAUGACUGGUCUUGUGUAUUCUGUUUAAUCUUUGACAGUUGUAUCAUGCAUUAAUAUCACAAGAUUGAUGUGCAAAGAUUCGGCCAGGACACGUGUUGUUAUCCAAGUUUGUAACAUAUAUCAUCAUUAACAAUAUAAAUAAAACAACAGACUUAUUAAAAAAAAG